GUGAAACUUAAGUGCUGUUGAGCUGAUAUUUGUUUCUCUUUCUGACAGUACAUGCAGUGAAAUGGCAGAAACCAGUUUUUCCCAGGACCAGUUCAGCUGUCCGGUGUGUCUGGAUCUCCUGAAGAAUCCAGUGACCAUUCCCUGUGGACACAGUUUCUGUAUGAGCUGUAUUACAGAGUGCUGGGAUCAGGAGGAUCUGAUGGGCGUCUACAGCUGUCCUCAAUGCAGGCAGACCUUCACUCCAAGACCUGCUUUAAAUAAAAACACUAUGCUGGCUGAAGUGGUGGAGCAACUGACUAAGACUAAACUUCAGGCUUCUGUUCCUGCUGGACCUGAAGAUGUGGAGUGUGACGUCUGUACUGUGAGAAAACACAAAGCCAUCAAGUCCUGUCUGGUGUGCCUGAACUCUUACUGUCAAAAUCACCUCCAACAACAUGAGAAUCUCUUUAAAGGUAAGAGACACAAUCUGACAGAAGCCAUUGGACGACUUCAGGAGAUGAUAUGCCCGAAACAUAAUAAACAACUGGAGAUCUACUGUCAUACUGACCAGCAGUGCAUUUGUUAUCUGUGCACGAUGGAUAAUCACAAAAACCAUGAUACUGUAGCAGCUGUAGCAGAGAGGACAAAGAAACAGGUGGUUUUGGAAGAGAGAAAGAGAAAAUUCCAGCAGAGAAUCCAGCAGAGGGAGAAAGAUCUUGAGGAGCUGAGAGAGGCUGUGGAGUCUCAUAAGCGCUCUGCACAGACAGCAGUGGAGGACAGUGAGAGGAUCUUUACUGAGCUCAUCCUCUCCAUUGAGAGAAGCCGCUCUGAGUUGAAACAGCGGAUCAGAGAACGGGAAAAGGCUGCAGUGAGUCGAGCUGAAGGACUCAUAUAUCGACUGGAGCAGGAGAUUGAUGAUCUGACGAGGAGAGGCGCUGAACUGGAGCAGAUUUCACAAACAGAUGAUCACAUACAUUUCCUCCAGACCUUCCAAUCUCUUGCUAUAUCCCCUGAAUCUACAGAUAUUCCUGAUGUCACUGUAAGCUCUCUCCUCUCUUUUGAUGAUGUAAGAAAGUCUAUCUCUCAACUGAAAGAAAAACUAGAGGAUUUCUGUAGAGAUGAAAUUGACAAGAUUUCUGGCAAAGCAACAUACAUUGAAAUUAUCCCCACCAAUGAACCAAAGAUCAGAAAGGAGUUUCUACAAUAUUCCAGUGGGUUCACUCUGGAUCCAAACACAGUGAAUAAACACCUCCGUCUGUCUGAGAGGAACAGAGCAGUUACCUUCACUGACGGAGUCCAGCAGUAUCCUGAUCAUCCAGACAGAUUUGAUAGUUUGUUGCAUGUGUUGUGUAGAGAGAGUGUGUGUGGACGCUGUUACUGGGAGACUGAGUGGAGCGGGAGUCUUGGUGUGGGUAUAUCAGUGUCAUAUAAAAACAUAAGUAGGAAGGGACGGGGAAAUGAGUGUUUAUUUGGAUAUAAUGAUCAAUCCUGGAGACUGUCUUGUUCUCCUUCUAGUUACUCAUUCUGGAACAAUGGCAGUUGUUCUGAUUUCCCUGAACUCUUCAGCUGCAGGAGAAUAGGAGUGUAUGUGGAUCACAGAGCAGGGACUAUGUCCUUCUACAGCGUCUCUGACACAAUGAGCCUCAUCCACAGAUUCAAGACCACAUUUACUCAGCCUCUCUAUCCUGGGUUUGCAGUUCAUCGUGGAUCAGCAGUGAAAUUGUGUGACCUAACCAGUGUUGGGGAGUAACUACUCACAUGCAACGGAGUUAAGUCAUUCAAUUACAAAAUAAAUGUAACUUUAAUUAGUUACAGUUACUGUUAUUUAUUAUUAUUAUUAUUAUUAUUAUUAUUAUUAUUAUAGUUUACUUAUGAAAAUGUUGAAGAUUACAAAGGGGCUUUAAAUCUGAAAAUUUUCACACACAUACAGACUUAAUUGAAUAUUUUUAAUAAAUUGCACUGACUGCUCUAAAAUAUGAGACACUAAUGUUCCAGGAGUUUAAGACACAGAACGGGACAUGUUUAUAUGAUAACUGUUUUAUUUCCUGCUUGGGUUUAUGUAUAUGUUUUUUUUUAAGAUUAACUGUUAGAUGCCUGUGUUUCAUGUCAUAUCUUUGCAAAUAUUUUAUUUUUAAAACAGUAGCAUAGCUAUUAAACUAUUUCUUGUGAUUUUAAAUCUGUAUUAAAGCUCAGAAUGAUCUCAAAUUAAAAAGUGGUGUUAAAGUCUGAUUUCAUGGAGGCUGUGCUUUAAAAUUAAAUUAUUAUAAUCUUAAUUAAAGAAUAAGGGAUUCUGAAAGUCUGACAAUAAUCAGUGUUGAGUCCUGCAUGGUUAACCCAAACUGCUUUAACCUGUUAACUGUCACUCACAUUUUUGAAGAUAGACUUGAAUGUGCAUGAUACAAACCUAAAUUUUUAUAAUUCAUGACUGAAAACAUUUUGUAACAUGAUUUUGAUGUGCCAUUUACAUGGUAAUGCAAUGUCUGAUUUUAAAAUGGGUUUUAAAGGAUGAAUUUUGAGAUUUUAUGUUUUCAAGUGAUAUAUAACUUCUGAUGAUUUCUAAAAUGUGAUAGAGAAAAAGGCAACGAGGAAGUCUUUUUUUUAAACAAAGGUCAAAGCUCCUUUUGUAAUGUAGAUUUCUGAGGGUGCACUCUUGUCAUAAAUUGAUCUAUUACUUUUCCUACAUAAUUUUUAACAAAAAAUAUUGGUAUAAUAUAUAUUUGGGAGUCUUAGACCUUUCCAACGAUAUUUAGUUUGUCAAGAUUAGAUUAAAUUUGAUUGUAAUAUAGUAUAGUCAACGUAGGCGUCCCGUAUACGGGACGGGGUGACAUGAGAAACAGGUUAAAUGUUUCAAAAUGAUUUACAGUUGAAAACUUUCAUAAGAAAUUUAGAAACGUAAUCAAGAUUUUUCUCCCAAAAAAUCAGAUGAAUCAGUUACAAUGAGCUAUUUAAUCUCUAAAUAAUAACUCAAUACUGUAACUGAAGGUCUGACACUAUAAUAUAUUGUCUUUAAUACUGUUGGACGACUGGACAAUGAAUCCAUUUAGAAUAAAUAUGGAAAAUAUCAAAAUAAAAACACAAAUGAUAUGAAUGCGUGUAUUUAUCUAUUGGAUUUUAUUUUAAACAUAUGUUUUAUGUGAUUACAUGACUGUGAUUGUCAGACUGCAAAUCCCACCUCACCUAAGCAAGACUUCUAUGACAUUUUUUAACAAUAAUAAAUAACUUGCAUUUAUGUUUUAUUUUUUAUAUUGUAUGUAUUGGAAAGUAGUUAUGCAAUAUAUGCACAUACUUUUAUAAAUAAAAGUAAUUAUUAGAGUAAACAGUGCCUUCCUCCAACUUUGACUCAAGAUUUAAUCACACUAAUUAAGUGAGUACACAGACCAGCUAGUAUAUCAGAGAGCAUCCCAGGAGCAUCACCUGGCGCUCCAUGAAGGGGCCUACCUCGAUGCAGACAGAAGCCCUCAAUCAACGAGUAGUCCAGAAUGUCCCGGGACGGCACCCAGCACCUCUCCUCUGGAACACAAGCCUCCCAAUCCACAAGAUACUGAAACCCCCUGCCGCGUCGCCGCUCAUCCUGUAAUCUCUUAACCGUAUAGGUAGGAGAUCCAUCCACAAGAUGAGGGGGUGGGGCGACUACAAGCAGGAUUAAGGGGGGAAGAGAACACUGGCUUGAGCCUGGAAACAUGAAACUCCGGGUGAACCUGACCAAGAGUAGGAGGAAGCUUGACCCUGAUCGCCACCGGACUAACAACCUUGGUGAUGCGGAAUAGCCCAAUGAAUCUGGGUGCCAGCUUACGAGAAGGCACCCGGAGACGCAGAUCCUUGGUAGAAAGCCAAACCCGCUGACCACACACAUAUGCAGGAGGAGAGGUCCGGCGACGAUCGGCUGCAGACUUGGUUCAGCCAGAGGUUUGGACCAAAAUCCUCCUCGGGUUCCUGUGACGGGAACAGAGGUGGGUUAUAACCAACGGCACACUCAAAAGGAGACAUACUUGACGUGGCUACAGGAAGGGUGUUAUGAGCGUAUUCUGCCAACGGAGAGCUGCUGGCACCAGAAACUCGGAUUAUUGGAUGCUAGACAGCGGAGCAUUCUUCCUAGAUCCUGGUUGGCCCGCUCACACUUCCCAUAGGUCUGGGGAUGAAAACCUGAAGACAGACUCGCAGAGGCCCCAAUCUGUCUACAAAAUUCCCUCCAGAACCGGGAGACUAACUGGGGACCCCUAUCUGAAACCACAUCCACAGGCAACCCACGGAGAUGCAAGACGUGAUCCACCUCCAGUUGGGUGGUCUCCCGGAUGGAGGGCAGCUUGGGCAGGGGGAUGAAAUGAACUGCUUUGGAAAAGCGAUCCACCACCGUGAGAAUCACAGUGUUACCCCUCGACGGGGGAAGCCCAGAGAUAAAAUCAAGGUCGAUGUGUGACCAAGGGCAGGAAGGGAUAGGGAGAGGAUUAAGUAGACCAUCAGGAGGGCGAUUGACAGGCUUACAUUGGGCACAUGUUGGGCAGGCCAACACAAACUGUCUAACAUCUGUGGCCAUAGCAGGUCACCAGAAACGUUGUCGGAUGGCAGACAUUGUUCUCCGAAUACUUGGAGGCAGACUAACCUGGAUGUGUGACCUCACUCAAGGACUUCAGAGCGCAGCGCAGCCGGCACCGGCAACCUGUCCGCUGGGCACUCUCCUGGCACCUGCACCCCUCGACCAGCUUCCUCAACCCGCUGCUCGAUACCACAUGAAAGAGCCCGACCCACACCCCCUCAGGAAGGAUGGCCUUGGCUGCAAACUCCCUCCCUGGGGCCUCGAACAAGCGAGAGAGGGCAUCGGGUUUGGUGUUCCUAGAUUCCGGUCGGUACGAGAGGGUGAAGUUGAAUCUGGCAAAGAAGAGCGCCCAGUGGGCCGGACGCGACUCAGCCUCUUGGCCGAACGGAUCUAUUCAAGGUUGUUGUGAUCCGUCCAGACCAAGAAGGGCUGCCCCGACCCCUCCAACCAGUGACGCCACUCACCCAAGGCCAAUCGUACCGCCAUCAGCUCUCUAUUGCUGAUGUUGUAGAUACGUUCUGCAGGGCUGAGAUGACGAGAGAAGAAUGCACACGGGUGGACCUUCCCGUCAUGGAGGGAAUGCUGAGAUAGAACUGCGCCAACCCCAAUGUCCGAAGCAUCAACCUCGACAAUGAACUGGGCCUCAGGACCUGGAACCAACAAAACAGGUGCAGAGACAAAACGGGACUUUAAAAUGUCAAAGGCUACCUGUGCCUCCCGGUUCCAUCUGAAGGACACCUUAGUGGAGGUUAAGGCUGUGAGCAGUUCAGCGAUCUGACCAAAAUUCCUGCUGUAUUGCCGGUAGAAGUUGGCAAAACCCAGGAAACACUGCAGAGCUUUAAGGGAAUCAGGGAUCGGCCACUGGGUGACAGAUCUUAGUGGGAUCAGGCUUGAUCCCUCCCAUAGAAAUAAUGUGGCCAAGGAACGUAACAGACUCGGCAUGGAAUUUGCACUUCUCUGCCUUGACAAACAACUGGUUUCCUAGCAACCGCUGGAGAACCCAUCUGACAUGCUGGGUGUGUAAUUGGAGAGGGGGGGGGCAAGAUAUCAUCCAAACAAACAAAGACAAAUUGAUUAAUCAUGUCAUCCAACAUGCUGUUGACGAGUCCCUGGAAAAUGGCUGGAGCAUUUUUAAGACCAAACGGAAGAACCAAGUACUCGUAGUGUCCCGAAGGGGUGUUAAAGGUCGUCUUCCACUCAUCCCCCUCCCGAAUGCGCACCAAGUGGUAGGUGUUGCUCAGAUCUAGCUUGGUGAAGACCUGAGCUCCCUGCAACAAUUCAACAGCAGAAGACAUUAAAGGUAGGGGGUACCUGUUCUUUAUAGUAAUGUCAUUCAAACCUCUGUAAUCAAUACAGGGGUGCAGGGAGCCGUCCUUCUCUUGAACAAAGAAAAACCCAGCACCAGCAGGAGAGGAGGAAUGGCGGAUGAGCCCAACCUGAAGUGACUCACAUAUAUACUUGUCCAUGGCCUCACUCCCAGGACCCGAAAGGGAAUAUAAACGACCCUUAGGUGUAGAAGAGCCCGGGAGAAGAUCAAUGGCACAGUCGUAGGGGCGAUGCGGAGGUAGUGAGGUGGC
This is a messenger RNA of Carassius gibelio (silver crucian carp), 6090 nucleotides long. Its product is annotated as tripartite motif-containing protein 16. The record is from RefSeq and is a predicted model, not a curated record. Bases 62 to 1729 code for a protein of 555 amino acids. NCBI's taxonomy places the organism in Eukaryota, Metazoa, Chordata, Actinopteri, Cypriniformes, Cyprinidae. The transcript has 6 exons. Gene Ontology annotation, molecular function: zinc ion binding; protein binding.